UUUAAAAGUUAAAUAUCAAAAUUGUUAUAGUGGGUAUUUUUGUGGUAAUGAUGAUGGAGUGAAUUUGGAAGGGUUUUGUUGUGAUUUUUGAGAAAUGAACGAAGAAAACGGUAAUAUUAUUGGAUUGAAGGAUAAAUUGAAUGUGCCUGGACAAGGAAAUACGGGAAGUGGCGACAGUGCAGAAGACUUGAGCGAGUACACAGACGCCGACGAAUCGAUGUCUGCCCCAACAGAAAUUCUGGCAGAGUUCCUCUCGGCCUUGAUGCUCAAAGACUAUCCGAUGGCUCUCAAACACUGCAAAGUCAUUCUGCAAUACGAACCGAAAAACGCCACGGCCAUGGAAUUCUAUCCUCUGAUCAUGAAGAAAUUGACCACGGAUUCUGAUGAUAACAAUUCUGAUAGUGAUGAUAAUUCUAAUCAUGCCGAAUCGGAGAACUCUGCUGGGACUUUGUCUGAUAAUUCUGAGGAGUCGGAAGGAUCGUAUUCUUAUACUUCGUCGGAUGGACCUGAUGCCUCACCGCAGAUGGACUAUCAAGGAAAUUCUGCGAUUUCCACAAGCGCCGACACAACCCACAGUUGCUCCAGUCUGGAGGACGAAGAGGCGGAAUUUUUAUCAAAAUCGGCUCAGAGGUGUUUAGAUUUGGGAAAUGGAAAUCAUCAUACAAAUUUCACUUCGGAUUCGGAAAGCCCUUCUGAACCUUUGUCACAACAGACUGUCACCUUUUUGAGGGCGAAAGCUUUGGGCUCUUGUUCUAAUAAGACCUAA
Molecule: messenger RNA, 766 nt
Organism: Ctenocephalides felis (cat flea)
Lineage: Eukaryota; Metazoa; Arthropoda; Insecta; Siphonaptera; Pulicidae
Product: glutamate-rich protein 2
Exons: 3
Coding region: 95-766 (223 amino acids)
Molecular function (GO): protein binding
Source: RefSeq, a predicted model, not a curated record